Parnassius mnemosyne (clouded apollo) is the source of this 726-nucleotide messenger RNA. The record is from the annotation of a GenBank genome assembly. Lineage: Eukaryota; Metazoa; Arthropoda; Insecta; Lepidoptera; Papilionidae.
AUGGGCCCCCGCGUAGUUCUGGUUUUGGCGAUAAGCAUCGUCGGCACCAUGGGCUUUAUCCCCCAUGGUUCUAUUGGGGAAAAGGACCCUAUACUAACCGAAGCUUUGCUUCGUGAGGUAGUAGAGCGUAUGGGGAAGGACUUCAACGAUGCCGCGUCAACAUUCCUCGAGUUCCCAUCGAGCGACCGCCAUCUAGCCAUGAUGGCGCGAGCCAACAAGGAGCUGGAGCACGAGCAGCUGGACUACGACUCGUUGAUCGAAGGCAACCCCAGCCCCAGCUUGCGAGACCAAGAGUACUUGCAGCACAGCUCGUUGUGGGGCCAUCAGUACGUCACCGGCGGAGCCGGAGAGGGUGAACAGCGUCUCCAACCCUCCGGCGUAGUCCCAAACCGGCAGAUGAUAAAGACCGACGCUGUGCUACCAGCCUAUUGUAAUCCACCUAACCCUUGUCCCGUUGGCUAUACUGAAGAGCAAGGCUGCAUCAGUGAAUUCGAGAACACAGCUGCAUUCAGUCGCGAGUAUCAGCUUGCUCAGCGCUGUAUGUGCGACGGCGAACACAUGUUCAGCUGCCCAUCAGAUAGCUCCUCCGACCUAGAUCUACGCUUCCCCGAUACCCAUAAGAACUUGGUCGCGAAGAAGUACAAACCUGAUAUAGAGAACCCAUACCUGAUGGGAGAGCGUCUACCAAUCGCAGCCAAGAAAGGUUUUGAUGUCCACGUAUAUUAA